CCCACUUCCUCCAGGAGUCAGCGGGUCUGUGUCUGAACCUUAGACCUCCUGUAGACUGCAGUCCAGACCAGUUCCUCUUUCAGCUGUCUGAGUCCAGACCAAAUUAGCCCCAGGAGACAGUAGUGGGGCAAGUGCCAAAGGGAACACAGCCCAAAGGGACAACGGAGAGAUGGAGGACAAGUCAAAUGUCUACUUUGGACCCUGUGGCAGGUGCAGGGAGGCAGUGCACAGUGUGGAUGGAGCCUGUCGAGCCAUGGGACAGAUAUUUCACUCCAAAUGUUUCACCUGCUCCUCCUGCUGUAAAUUGCUGACUGGAAAACCAUUUUAUACAGUAUCAGGAAAAAUCUACUGUGAAGACGACUUUUUGUACUCAGGAGUCCAUCCAAAGUUAGAAAUCUGUGCAGCUUGUGGACACCUCAUCGAUGAUCAUGUGCUGCAGGCAUGUGGGAUGCCCUACCACCCCUCGUGUUUCUGCUGUGUGAUGUGUGGACAGAGUUUAGUAGAUCUGCCUUUUACUGUGGACACUCAAAACAACAGGGUCUAUUGCAUCAGCGACUACCACAAGGUGAAAGCUCCCAGAUGUGCUGCCUGCAAGAUGCCAAUUCUCCCAACAGAGGGCUCGACAGACUGUAUCCGAGUGGUUUCUCUCAACAGAAGUUACCAUGUGGAGUGCUUUGGCAGUGAAGUGAAUCUCAUCUAAAGUGUAUAUGUUUAUUAUAUAUUAAUAUCUUAGUAAUAAUAAAACACUUGUAAUUGAA
Messenger RNA from Boleophthalmus pectinirostris (great blue-spotted mudskipper), 758 nucleotides. It is a transcript of the gene limd1b, whose product is annotated as LIM domains containing 1b. Lineage: Eukaryota; Metazoa; Chordata; Actinopteri; Gobiiformes; Gobiidae. The transcript has 7 exons. Gene Ontology annotation, cellular component: P-body; nucleus; transcription regulator complex. Gene Ontology annotation, biological process: cytoskeleton organization; positive regulation of miRNA-mediated gene silencing; negative regulation of hippo signaling. Gene Ontology annotation, molecular function: transcription corepressor activity. Bases 170 to 700 code for a protein of 176 amino acids. The record is from RefSeq and is a predicted model, not a curated record.